AUGAUUCCUUGUUCUCGGAUUGCGUUUCUGUUAAGAAGUCGCUUAGUUAUCAAUCAAAUUUAUUCUAAAAGAUCAUCUGUUAAAUUUAUACACCAAAAUGUAAUCCACAAAAACAGUAUUCAGCAGAUCGAACAGAAUACCAACGAAAAUAAAAUUUACACCUUAAAUGAAAGAAAGCAAAAUGCUAAGAAAGAGGAUGAAGCAAUGAGAUUGCUUACACACAAAUUCAAACAUUGUUUUGAGAUCACAGACAUUGAAGCCAAAAAGAUUAUCACACAACAAAGUAAUUUAUUAAAGUUACCAUUAGAAGGAAUAACAAUGAAUAUUGAACUUUUAUUUGAUCAAAAUGUGACAUCUAAAAGUAUAAUUGAAAAUGUUUGGGUUUUAGGAAUGUCAGAAAAAAACCUUGUGGAAAAACUACAUCUGAUAAGAAGGAUGGAUCCAGGUGAUAUUAAUGAUUUCCUUCCACUUAUCCGUGUGACAAAGCCGAAGCUUUUCCAAACUAUCAAAAAUGCAAGCAAAGAGAGGAACGUCGUUCCAGAAGGCAACAGAAUUUAUUAUUUCGCAAAACGCUUAGAUGUUGAGCCUUCUUUAGUGUCGAAGUAUUUCUCAACUCACAUGUUUAUGUUUGAAAUUAGUUACGAAAUGCUUGUAGCGAAUCUUAAUAUAAUGCUGGAAUAUAAAAUCACUUCAAUGAGCAUUCUUCGUGAUCUUUGGGCUUUCAAGUAUUUACCAUCAUCGAUUAGAGUUCGCUUAGAGCGUUGCAGGAAAGCUGGAAAGAGGAACUUGAAGCCUUGGAUUAUUCGAUGUCCUGAAGAAGUUCUCGACAGAACUUUGACAUUGUCACAAGAGAGUAAAAGUUUGUUGGGCGACAAUACCAUCGUGGAAUAUUUAUCUGAGAGACUUGGGUAUGACAUCCCUACAAUAGAGUUGAUUGUUAAAAAGCACACAUUAGUCUUGAAUAUUCGAAUAACAAAAGUAAAAGAUGUACUUGACUACCUCCUUGAAGAAGAAAAGUUUCAACCCUUUGAAAUAGCAAACAAUGUAAGAAUUUUAUGUCAUUCGCUUGAAACAACAAAGAAAAGAAUUGGAGAAUUGAAGAAACAUGGAUGUCGACCAUCUUCAUUAGUGAUCAUUUGUAAAUCGCAGUCCGAAUACAAAAAAUUCCUACGAAAUUGGAUUGAAAAACGAGACGCUAUGGGAGCGAAAGGAAAGUUUUGA
This is a messenger RNA of Clunio marinus, 1221 nucleotides long. The record is from the annotation of a GenBank genome assembly. Lineage: Eukaryota; Metazoa; Arthropoda; Insecta; Diptera; Chironomidae.